This is a messenger RNA of Scheffersomyces coipomensis, 1671 nucleotides long. RefSeq names its product nucleobase cation symporter-1 family protein. The transcript has a single exon. Gene Ontology annotation, biological process: nucleobase transport; transmembrane transport. The coding region runs from base 1 to 1671 and encodes 556 amino acids. The record is from RefSeq and is a predicted model, not a curated record. Gene Ontology annotation, molecular function: nucleobase transmembrane transporter activity. NCBI's taxonomy places the organism in Eukaryota, Fungi, Ascomycota, Pichiomycetes, Serinales, Debaryomycetaceae. Gene Ontology annotation, cellular component: plasma membrane.
AUGUCAUUUCUCAAAAGACUUCAAGUAAAACCAGAAGGUGAUAUUGGAACUGUUGAUUUCUUAAGAAACAAAGAUUUGAUCCCUAUGGGACCAGAAAGACGUCUUUGGGGUUUCUUUUCAAUUUUAAGUUAUUGGGCGGUAUCAGAAUGUUGUAUUUCAACUUGGUCUGGUGCUGCUUCGUUAUUAUCUAUUGGGUUGAACGUUGGUGAAACCAUGGGUAUUGUAUUGGUUGGUAAUUGUAUUAUUGCUUCUUUGGCUGUAUUUAAUUCUGCUCCAGGUUAUUAUUAUCAUGUAGGUUAUACUGUCACUCAGAGACUUAUUUUUGGCAUUAGAGGUAGUUACUUUGGUAUUGCUAUUAGAACUAUUUUAAGUAUAGUUUGGUAUGCUUCACAAGCUUGGAUGGGUGGUUUGUGUUUAGGUUUAAUAUUUAGUUCAUGGUCAGAAAGUUAUUUAAACAUGAAGAAUACAUUUCCUGCUUCUGUUAAUAUGUCUACUAGAGAUUUAAUUUCAUUUCUUAUUUUUCAACUUGUUUCCAUUCCAUUAUUAUGUGUCAAACCUGAAAAAUUGAGUCCAUUACUUAAGUUUUCUUCAGCUGCUACUUUCUUAGGUAUGUUAGGAACGUUUGCCUGGCUGAUCAGCCACAAUGGUGGUGUUGGACCAUUAUUCUCAGCAAAGUCUAAAUUCGCUUCGAAAUCUGACCAUGCCUGGGCAUGGAUUUAUGGUAUUACUUCAUGGUAUGGCUCCUUGUCAGCCGGGGUUACUAACCAAAGUGAUUUCACAAGAUUUUCAAGAACGAAAUGGGUUAGUAUUCCUCCAACUAUUGUAGGUAUUGUUGCUUUAGGAACUAUUGUACCUUUGUUUGGAAUUUUUUCCGCAUCGGCAACCACUGAAAUGUAUGGAGAAGCAAUUUGGAUGCCAAAUAAAAUUGCUGAACAAUGGUUAAUUGAUGAUUACAGUCCUAAAUCUAGAGCUGGUGCUUUCUUUGCUGGUUCUUGUUUUCUUGCAUCUCAAUUAGCUUUGAAUUUAGUUGGAAAUGGUAUUGCAGGUGGUAUGGAUAUGGCUGGUUUAUUCCCCAAAUAUGUUAAUAUUAAGAGAGGAGCUAUUUUAACUUCUUUACUUUCUUGGGUUAUUCAACCAUGGUUAUUUUACAAUACAUCUUCAACGUUUGUGGUUGUUAUGUCUUCAUUUUCAGUUUUCAUGUCCCCAAUUAUCGGGAUUAUUGUUUCUGAAUUUUGGGUUGUAAGAAAAACUAAAUUAAAACUUUCAGCUUUAUAUACAUUUGAUGAAAAUGAAAAUUAUUGGUAUUGGAAAGGUAUAAACUAUAAAGCAUUCAUAAUUUUCUUCAUAGCUUCCACCCCAGGACUUCCAGGAUUAGUCCAUGGUGCCAAUCCAAAUAUUUCUAUGAGUACUGGUAUUCUUAAUUAUUAUCAAGGUAAUUGUAUGUUUGGAUUUGCUAUUGCCUUUUCAUUAAAUGUUGCUUUUAAUUAUUUAUUGCCUCCCAAGAAUAUUCAUGAAGUAGAUACCGAAGACAAGUUUAAUACUUUCACUGCUAAAGAAUGUGCAGAGAUGGGUAUUACUCCUUAUGCUGAAAUCGAUCAUGAAAGUGAUACUGAUGUUCUGUAUGAGAAUCUUGUGGUUGCUGGUGAAAAGCAAGAACUUAAAAGCGUCUAA